AUGGGGAGGAUCAUUCCUCGUCUAUCCUCUCUUUCCCUUACCCCUAGUACGAGUGCGUCUGGGGCUCCAAAAAUCCUUCAAUCUCUCGGAGAUCGAGCAUUUUCCGGGAAAUCGGGGUCUGAUGGAGCCGGAGGAGACGACAACGGUUGGGAUAUCGCAACGGGAGGAUCGUUCGGUGGUACGGGAUCUGGUGAUCUCGAUUGGGAUAACAAAUCGAUGUGGUCGACUGGUUUGAGUAAGGAGCAUUACGACGGUGUCUCCGUUGGCCGUCAGAAGAACGCGAGUCCUUCUUCUUCUGAUGAUGAUCAUUCGGGUGACGUAAUGAGCAAACUGAGUCCGAGAGAAGCCGCUAUGGUUAACGAAAUGAAUGAGUAUGAUGAUAUGAUCAAAGAGAUUGAGCAAGAUAGCAAGCAUAGCAGGGCUUUUGUUGACGGGAUCAAGCAGAGGAUGAUGGAGAUGAGUGUGUUGCUGAAGCAAGUGAAGGAGCCUGGAGCUAGAGGGUCUUAUCUUAAGGACUCUGAGAAGACUGAGAUGUACAGAUUGCACAAAGAGAAUCCCGAGGUUUACACCGUCGAGAGGCUUGCUAAGGAUUACAGGAUCAUGAGGCAGCGUGUUCACGCCAUUCUUUUCCUUAAAGAAGACGAAGAAGAAGAGGAGAGAAAGCUUGGUCGUCCCUUGGAUGAUUCCGUUGAGCGUUUGCUUGAUGAGUACCCUGAGUUCUUUGUUUCGCAUGACCGGGAGUUUCAUGUGGCCUCACUCAAUUACAAGCCUGACUUCAAGGUGAUGCCAGAAGGGUGGGAUGGUACAAUCAAAGAUAUGGAUGAAGUCCAUUAUGAGAUCUCAAAGAAAGAAGAUGACUUGCUUUACGAAGAAUUUGUCCGAAGGUUUGAGUUCAACAAAAUGAAAUGGAGAGGAGAAGUGCAGUGCCACAAGUACAGCAGACGGCGUUCAUCAGAAGGAUGGAAAAUCACGGUUGAGAAACUGGGUGCCAAGGGCAAACGUGGAAAUGGAGGUGGCUGGAAAUUUGUGAGUCUUCCUGAUGGAUCGAGCCGGCCUCUCAACGAAGUCGAGAAGAUGUAUGUUAAGCGCGAGACACCGCGUCGCCGUCGUAGGAUCCUCCCUUGA
This is a messenger RNA of Thlaspi arvense, 1125 nucleotides long. The record is from the annotation of a GenBank genome assembly. NCBI's taxonomy places the organism in Eukaryota, Viridiplantae, Streptophyta, Magnoliopsida, Brassicales, Brassicaceae.